This is a messenger RNA of Morone saxatilis (striped sea-bass), 1563 nucleotides long. RefSeq names its product meiotic nuclear divisions 1 homolog (S. cerevisiae) (gene mnd1). Gene Ontology annotation, molecular function: double-stranded DNA binding. Gene Ontology annotation, biological process: reciprocal meiotic recombination. The record is from RefSeq and is a predicted model, not a curated record. The coding region runs from base 150 to 767 and encodes 205 amino acids. Lineage: Eukaryota; Metazoa; Chordata; Actinopteri; Moronidae. The transcript has 8 exons. Gene Ontology annotation, cellular component: nucleus.
ACACUGUACCGCGGGAAAUUCAGUACCGCGUGAACGAGUGUUUUCCUAUUUUGGAUUAUAAACAUCAACAGAACAACAUCAACAAAACAACACCUCACGCCUGAAACCUUAAUGUUAGCGGACGCUGCUGUUACAGCCAACGUAACAAAAUGUCAAAGAAGAAAGGACUAAGUCUGGAGGAGAAGAGAACUCGCAUGAUGGAGAUUUUCUUUGAAACGAAAGAUGUGUUUCAGCUGAAAGACAUAGAGAAGAUCGCCCCUAAGACAAAGGGCAUAGCUCCCAUGACUGUGAAGGAUGUGCUGCAGAGUUUGGUGGAUGACAACAUGGUGGACUGUGAGAGAGUGGGUACAUCAAACUACUACUGGGCCUUUCCCAGCAAGGCCCUGCACGCUCGCAAGCACAAACUGGAGGAGCUGCAAACACAGAGUUCUCAAGCAAAGCAGCGAAAAGUAUCUGUACAGAAAGCGGUUGAACAAGCUAAAGUGGGACGUCAAGAUACAAAGGAGAGAAGCUCCCUGCUGAAGGAGUUGAACGCUCUGAGAGAGGAGCGAACUCAGCUGCAGGCUGAGUUGGAGAAAUACAGGGAAUGUGACCCAGAAGUCGUUGAGGAGAUGAGAAAAUCAAAUGUUGUAGCAAAAGAGGCCGUUUCCAGGUGGACAGACAAUAUUUUCUCCAUUAAGUCAUGGACAAAGAAGAAGUUUUCCUUUGAUGACGGCCGCAUUAAUAAAGCCUUUGGGAUCCCUGAGGACUUUGACUACAUGGACUGACGGCCAGCUUUUCUUCUCUAGUUCAUUGUCGCAGUAAGAGGAAAAAUAAGAGUUUAAGCUUCAGUUUUUAGGGCAGUAAACCAGGUCUCAGCAGUGCUAAUUUAUGUCUUUUGUGUUAGACCAGGAUUCAUAUUUAUGACCUGUAGUGGGCUUUGAAUAAGGGCCGAUACCAGCCAGAUGGACUUUAUCAGCGGGUAUGUUGCUUCGGUGCAACCGGAGAAGAGAAGCACCAACCAGUCGUGGAUGUGAGGGGUGAGGGGGUUCUGUGAUAAACACAACCUUGCAGCCUGACUUUUGGGACACCUGUUUGCAUGAAAACUGAGAACUCCAAGUUGAUGAUGGAAAGGAAUCAACACUUAACACAUCUGUGCAGCCAGUGAUUUAAUUUAUAUGGUUUAAACAGAUGGUUUGGAAUCAAAUGCCUUUGCACUUUUUUCUUAUGUUUGCCCUGUUUCACUUUUGCUGGGGGGAGGGAGGAGGGAUGUUGUGGACUGGGUCUAAUGGGAGAAUUCGGUUACAGAGGAUAUGUUUAGGAUAUGUUAUGUAUACAAGUGCUGUAAAUAUUAGUAGAUUUCAGUUUUGCAGAACCUCUUUUCUCGUGUUGCAAAUAAAAUGUCCGUCUGAGUUUUACAAGCCUUUUUCUGCUGUUGUAUUCCUUACUAAACUCAGGGUGUAGUGUACAAAUGUAUUUACACAAGAUCUCCUAUCUCUUGUGUUUUCAUUUCUUUAGAAAUUGCGACUGGAACAUUGCAAAAAUCUAUUAAAAAAGCUCAACUUUCUUUGCAGAGUUGCACAC